AUGCGUUUCUCAACCGUCGCCUCCGGCCUCGCCCUCCUCUCCGGCGCCGUUGCUCACCCCGGCCACGAUCUCACCGAGGAGAUUGCCGAGCGCCGCGCUUUCUUGAGCACCAUUAAGCGCUCUAACCUUGCCCACUGCGCCGACAAGCUCGCUGCUCGCGGUGUCACCGCCCGCAACGUCGCCCGCCGCUCCGCUCAGCUUACCCAGGCCCGCCAGAAGCGCAGCAUCAAGCGUGAUGCCGACUCCGUCCUCGCCGAGAGCCACAACUCCACCGAGCUCGGCUACACCCUGAACACCGACGCCGCUACUCUCUUCUCCGGCAACAACUCUUGCGUCUUGACCCCCGAGGUUACCCAGGGCCCUUACUACGUCUCUGGCGAGUAUGUCCGGCGCAACAUUAUCGAGGAGCAGGAGGGUGUCGACAUCGUCCUUGACUACCAGGUCAUUGACGUCGACACUUGCGAGCCCGUCCCCAACGUCUACCUCGAGAUGUGGCACUGCAACUCCACCGGUGUCUACUCCGGCAUCGUCGCCUCCAGCAACGGUGACUCCUCCGACACGACCAACAUCGACAAGACCUGGCUCCGCGGUAUCCAGGAGACCGACUCCGACGGUGUCGCUCAGUUCGAGUCCAUCUUCCCCGGUCACUACACUUCCCGUGCCACCCACAUCCACUUGAUGGUUCACCAGAACGCCACUGUCUACGCCAACAACACUCUCGGCAACGUCAUCACAGCCUCCCACGUCGGCCAGACCUUCUUCGACCAGGACCUCAUCUCUGCCGUCGAGGCCUUUGCCCCCUACAACACCAACACCCAGGAGCUCACCACCAACGCCGACGACUCCAUCCUGAGCGAGGAGGCUGCCACCGAUGGCGUCGACCCUGUCAUGGAGUACACCCUUCUCGGCAACAGCAUCACUGACGGCCUCUUCGCCUGGAUGGCCUUCGGUAUCAACACCACCCAAGCCCAGACCGUCACCCCCGCUGCUUCUCUCUACGCCGAGGGUGGUGUUGCUAACUCCAACUCUGGCGGCGGCGGCGGUGGCUCCCCCCCUAACGGCACUGCUCCCGGCGGCGCUCCCGGAUCUGCUUCUUCUUCCGUUGCCACCACUUCCGCUGCCGCCUCUACUGAUGCCGCUGCCUCUUGCUAA
Messenger RNA from Colletotrichum phormii, 1152 nucleotides. RefSeq names its product Intradiol ring-cleavage dioxygenase. The transcript is spliced from 2 exons. Gene Ontology annotation, molecular function: ferric iron binding; oxidoreductase activity, acting on single donors with incorporation of molecular oxygen, incorporation of two atoms of oxygen. Lineage: Eukaryota; Fungi; Ascomycota; Sordariomycetes; Glomerellales; Glomerellaceae. The record is from RefSeq and is a predicted model, not a curated record. Bases 1 to 1152 code for a protein of 383 amino acids.